GCGCCGCCCUGUGCCAAAAGACCCUCCUGGCUAUGUGGGGUGUUUAGUUCGCUGCCGGAGGCCGGAUUUUCCUCCCGCUUUCCUUCGCCUGGCUUUCGCGUCCAAGGCGCGGCCGCCGCGAUGCCGCUGUACGAGGGGCUGGGGAGCGGCGGGGAGAAAACCGCGGUGGUGAUCGAUCUGGGCGCGGCCUACACCAAAUGUGGCUUUGCGGGUGAAACCGGACCAAGAUGUGUUAUUCCUAGUGAAAUAAAGAAGCCUGGUAUCUCAAAGCCGAUCAAAGUUGUUCAGUACAACAUUAAUACAGAAGAGUUGUAUUCGUAUCUGAAGGAGUUUAUCCACAUGCUCUAUUUCAGGCACCUGCUGGUCAACCCUCGUGACCGUCGUGUUGUGAUUGUGGAGUCGGUGCUGUGCCCUUCCCAUUUCAGAGAGACCCUCACAAAGGUUCUGUUCAAGUAUUUUGAGGUUCCUUCAGUGUUGUUUGCCCCAAGCCACCUGAUGUCUCUCCUGACCCUUGGCAUCAACUCUGCUAUGGUCUUGGACUGCGGUUAUACAGAAAGCCUGGUGUUGCCUGUUUACGAAGGCAUUCCAGUGCUGAACUGCUGGGGUGCCCUUCCUUUUGGAGGAAAAGCCAUCCACAAAGAGUUAGAAUAUCAGCUGCUGGAACAGAGCACUGUGGAUACUGGAACCAGCAAAAGACAGAGUCUUCCCUCGGUGAUGGGUUCUGUUCCAGAAGAAAUUGUUGAAGAUAUAAAAGUUCGCACUUGCUUCGUGAGUGACCUCCAGCGGGGACUGAAAAUUCAGGCAGCAAAAUUCAAUCUGGAUGGCAGCACGGAGCGUCCAGUUCCGCCUCCAGAUGUAGACUAUCCGCUGGAUGGGGAGAAGAUCCUGCACGUGAAUGGAGCAAUCAGAGAUUCUGUUGUUGAGAUCCUCUUUGAGCAGGAUAACGAAGAGAAAUCAGUGGCUACUUUAAUCUUGGACUCCCUUGUUGAGUGUCCAAUAGAUACGAGAAAGCAGUUGGCUGAGAACUUGGUGGUGAUCGGUGGCACCGCCAUGUUGCCCGGGUUCCUGCACCGGUUAAUGGCGGAGAUCAGGUACCUGGUGGAGAAGCCCAAGUAUAAGGAGAGGCUGGCCUCCAAGGCCUUCCGCGUGCACACCCCGCCCGCCAAGCCCAAUUGUGCGGCUUGGUUAGGAGGUGCCAUCUUCGGAGCCCUCCAGGACAUCUUGGGGAGCCGUUCUGUUUCGAAGGAAUAUUACAACCAGAUGGGCCGCAUCCCGGAUUGGUGCUGCCUCAACAAUCCUCCUUUGGAAAUGAUGUUCGAUGUGGGCAAGACGCCUCCACCUCUGAUGAAAAGAGCCUUUUCCACAGAGAAGUAAACAUCUGCCCCAACCAGAUGUUCUGUUCACCUAGUGGCGUGUUCUUCCUUAUUCUGUUUUGAAAUGUCAGGACGGUGAUGAAGAUGAAGGCUGGUGGUCAGAUAAACGUCUAGAGCUGAAUCCUGGGUUAGGGGCGAGAUCAGCCACACUGACGUAAAACAAAGCCCUAGCAGUACAGUUAUUUAUAUGUACAGUCAUUGCAGGAUGUUGUCCCAAGUCUGCAACCUUUAUUAUUAUUUAAAGCUUUUAGAGAUAGGGGGAAAAAAUGAAACUGAAAUAGCCUGUGUAACGUUUUCCGUCAAACUCAGUGUAGCGGCUAAACUCUUGUUGCUUUGCUUGAGUAGGCCCAUUGGAUCAGUGGGGAUUGAGUGAGUCAGCUCUGCGUAACUCCUCUGUAAGUUCCAUUGAUUUAAAGAGGCCUACUCAAGUUGUGCCUUAGUGUGUUGAAAUAAGUUGCAACUAGAGUAGGCCCAUUUGAAUCAAUGGAACUUACAAAGGACACACUAAAUCCUUGUUGUUGAUUCACUGGACCAUCUCUAUCGCUGCUUGUGACACUUAAGGGUUUUGUCCAAUGUGUCGUUUCACAUUGUGGCUGAUUAAAGCAUGAGAAACAAAACUCCA
Pogona vitticeps (central bearded dragon) is the source of this 1995-nucleotide messenger RNA. NCBI's taxonomy places the organism in Eukaryota, Metazoa, Chordata, Lepidosauria, Squamata, Agamidae. The record is from RefSeq and is a predicted model, not a curated record.